GUUCCUCAUAUGUUUCACGCUCGCGGUGACAAUCUGACAGUGACAGACAGAUCAGAUCACUCGAGUAAAUAAAAUAAGUUGUGGUGUUUGUUACUUUGUUAUUGUAAAUCUAUUUAAAAUAUUGUAAAUUUGAGGGCAAUCUUAACACAAGAGGUUUGAUAAUGACUGUUAACAAUACCAUUGCACAUCAACGGCUCAUACUCAGUGGAGAUCGAGAAAGAUUUAAGGAGCUAUUAAGACGAAGAUUAAUUGAAUGUGGAUGGCGUGAUCAAGUGAGGAUGCUGUGUCGAGACAUGGUUAAGGAGAAUGAGGGUGGUAAUGUAACAUUUGACAUGUUGGUCAAUAGAGUGACUCCACGAGCUAGAGCACUAGUGCCAGACACAGUUAAGAAGGAGCUACUUCAGAAAAUCAAGACGCACCUUCUCACACAAAAGGACCAAUGAAUAAUUAAUAAGAACAGUAAAACCUUGAUUAUCCAAACUAAUUGGGAUCUAAACUAGUUUGGAUCAAAAUGUGGGUCUUUUGGGAUGGCUAGCCAAUUUUGGGGUCUUGUAUUUGUAUAUUAUUCCAAUAUAUUAUUUGAGUUUCGAAUUUACUGUGAUAACCUGAUAACUGAUAAAUUGCUCAUUUUCUGUCUGUUGAACUACAUUUUGUUAUAAAAUUCAAUUUGUCAACAACCUUAUUGAAACUUAAAUAAGAUAAUGUAUGGAAAUAGUAAUUAUGACAUUUAUGACUUUUCAUAGAAUCUGUCAUGCUGAUACUCAUCUUGGUUAGGGCCCCGGCACAGUAUAUAUGAUUGUAAUAUGAUAAGAUUCAUAAACUAGCCGUGUCUUAUCCAACCUCAACAUUGGCAGAAUCAUCAUCACCUUGAUGGAGCCAUAACACGAAAAAUUGAUUCAUUAAAAAUUAUAUUAAAAUAUAAACACCUAAAAAAGUACAGAUAAUCAAGGUUUUGGAUAAACUAAGUCGACAUUCAGAUAAUCAAGGUUCUACUGUCAAUCAAAACAUAUUGUCAUAUUGAAGUAUUUCAGUGCACCAUUCAUAUUUAUAAAAAACUGAAUAAAACACUUUCUACAACCAA
Messenger RNA from Cydia pomonella (codling moth), 1081 nucleotides. RefSeq names its product enhancer of yellow 2 transcription factor-like. Gene Ontology annotation, biological process: poly(A)+ mRNA export from nucleus; positive regulation of DNA-templated transcription; regulation of transcription by RNA polymerase II. Gene Ontology annotation, molecular function: transcription coactivator activity; chromatin binding. The transcript is spliced from 3 exons. Bases 162 to 443 code for a protein of 93 amino acids. Gene Ontology annotation, cellular component: nuclear pore; SAGA complex; DUBm complex. The record is from RefSeq and is a predicted model, not a curated record. NCBI's taxonomy places the organism in Eukaryota, Metazoa, Arthropoda, Insecta, Lepidoptera, Tortricidae.